This is a messenger RNA of Tinamus guttatus (white-throated tinamou), 435 nucleotides long. NCBI's taxonomy places the organism in Eukaryota, Metazoa, Chordata, Aves, Tinamiformes, Tinamidae. The record is from RefSeq and is a predicted model, not a curated record.
AUGUGGUCCACUCCCAAACUGAUCCUGUGGUUUCUGCAGAAGGUUUUACCUGCAUCGUGCAUAAGGCAAGUGAGGGGCUACUAUGUAGACUGGAGGAUGCUGCGGGACGUCAAGAGGAGGAAGCUGGCGUACGAGUACGCGGACGAGCGACUGCGUAUCAACGCCAUCCGGAAAAACACCAUCCUGCCCAAAGAGCUGCAGGAAGUGGCUGAUAAAGAGAUUGCUGCCUUGCCUCGGGACAGCUGCCCUGUGAGGAUCCGGAAUCGUUGUGUCCUGACAUCCCGGCCCCGAGGGGUGAAGCGGCGGUGGAGGCUCAGCAGAAUUGUUUUCCGUCACUUUGCUGACCAUGGUCAGAUGUCUGGUGUACAGAGAGCUAUGUGGUAGAUCACUGCACAGGCCCAUGUUCAGCCAGAGGACACCAACGGGCCCAGUUUG